Solanum lycopersicum (tomato) is the source of this 1040-nucleotide messenger RNA. Its product is annotated as thioredoxin-like protein Clot. Gene Ontology annotation, cellular component: cytosol. The record is from RefSeq and is a predicted model, not a curated record. Gene Ontology annotation, molecular function: protein-disulfide reductase [NAD(P)H] activity. Lineage: Eukaryota; Viridiplantae; Streptophyta; Magnoliopsida; Solanales; Solanaceae.
UUCUGAAGUAAUAUAUAGAUGAGGGGUGAAAAUUAAUUCGACCUAAUCCAUAAGCGUAGCAGAAGUAGGGUAACUGAAAUCGAAUUGUAGCAGUAAGAAUGCCGUUGAAGGUGUUGGACGCAACCAUAACAACUUUUGAUGGAGUUUUUGAAAAGUUUAAAGCAGAGUCGCCCAAAAACAAAGCCAAUUUCAUCCUGUUCCUGGCUGAUAUAGACCCUUCUACCAACCUUAGUUGGUGCCCUGAUUGUGUAAGAGCUGAACCUGUGAUAUACAAGAAACUGGAAGCAUCAUAUGAUGAUAUAGCACUUCUGAGGGCUUAUGUCGGGGACAGACCUACUUGGAGGACUCCACAGCACCCAUGGCGAGUAGAUGGGAGGUUCAACCUCAAAGGGGUACCAACCUUAAUCAGAUGGGAAAAUGAUGCAAUCAAAGGUCGUCUUGAAGACCAUGAAGCACACCUUGAUCACAAAAUUGGUUCCCUUCUGAAUGAAGCUUAAAGUGUCCCAUUAACUACUUCAAGGGGCUGCCUUAUAUUAUGAGAGUGCCUUAAUAAAAUAUGCGAAACUUCAUUGGCCUGAAUGAACCUCAUUUAAGAAGCCGUGAAUAUGAUGACUCAGUGCUAGUGGUAGCGGGAAAAACUAGUGAUUCUUGUUUAACAUGUGUUGCUUCCAUUUCUCCUGCCAUGCUUAGUGUACUAAAUUAUACAUCAAUAGCAUGUUUAAUGUGUUGCUAAAAUGGAAAUUAUUGCAUUGUGUUUGACAUGAAGGUUGUGGAGCUGAACUCCCAUCUCUUCCAGUGACUAGAACUCAUUGGCACUGCAGGGGGAAUGGAGAAUGACAUCUACACCCGUCCUGCUAUAAUCACUACAUCACCACCCAUCUUUUCCAUCUCAAGCACCCAUAUUCCUUUCCAAAACAGAGCAGCAAUCGCAACGGCCCAUCGGAGACAUUGUAGGUCUGAGGUCCAUUUCUAUUUUUGAUGAUUGUUGAUUUUGUUGGUGUUGUUCUAUUUUGCAAUUCAAGUUGAGUGUUCAGUGUCAA